Molecule: messenger RNA, 2289 nt
Organism: Trifolium pratense (red clover)
Lineage: Eukaryota; Viridiplantae; Streptophyta; Magnoliopsida; Fabales; Fabaceae
Product: serine/threonine-protein kinase GRIK2-like
Exons: 12
Coding region: 702-1937 (411 amino acids)
Biological process (GO): protein phosphorylation; intracellular signal transduction
Cellular component (GO): cytoplasm
Molecular function (GO): protein serine/threonine kinase activity; ATP binding
Source: RefSeq, a predicted model, not a curated record
CCCUCUUUAGCUUUGCAAUUUUCACAAUAUUUUGCUGUAUUUAACCCUCUUUUCUCGUCUCAAAUUGAUUUCUUCCACGUAGGGUUUCUCUGCAUCCACCAUUUUCUCCUCACCAUUUCCCAAUUUCAAUUCCAAUUUUCCCCUUUCAUUUUCUUUCAUUCAUCUCUAGGGUAUAAUUUCACCUUUCUUCUCGAUUGAAUUUUGUAAUUAGGGUUCCGCGUUUUCACUCCAAAGGCCGUUCAUUGUUGCUGCUGCAAUUUCAGGCUUUUGGAGCUUCAAUUUCUGUCAUUUUCCAUCACAAAUCAAAUAACAACAAAUAAAAAUAAAAAAGGUCAACGAAUUAUUGGUUGUGAGUUGUGGGCUGAGCCUGCAACAUUUGUUAGAAACUGGAGUUAAAUCAUCACAAUGUUGGGUGUCAAUCGUUGUUGUUUCAAUUUCUCUAGUGGUUUUCUCCAUCUAGCUGAAUGGCAUCCCUUAGAAUAACCGAGUUAACUUGGGCUUGAAGCCCUUAAUUUACUCUCAUAUAUAAGGUAAUUAUCAAUCAUCAAUUCAUAAUCAAUCAUAUUUUGUCCAUAAUUAUGGUAAAAUCUUAUUUUGCUUUCAUAUGUUGAGAACCCCUUUUGAUGAUGUUUUGUAGGGUCAGCAGAAAAGUUAGUUGUUAGGAGGAUAUUUAAUUUGGCCAUUUGGGGUGAGUUAGAUUGAUGCUGAUGGCAGAAUAUAGGAGUUUUUCAUUUACUAAAAUGAUUGGCUGCUGGAGUUGUUUUGGGUUGAUAAGAAAGCCGACACGUACACGUACUAAGCGCCGCGGCGGCAUCAAAAAUUUUCUCUCCCAAGGGCUAUUGACGGAUGGAGAAACUGAAUGUGAUGAGGUAUCAUUUAGUGGUGACUAUACCAGUAACACAACCAGUGGUGAUGAGCAAAAUUUACCCAAUCGUUCCGAGGAUAUUUUGAACUUUAGAGCAGAGAAUGGCAUGAUUUGUAGGCCUUUUCCUGUUAAGGAGACUGACAAACUUGUUCGAUCAGAGGAUGAAAACGGAACCAAGAUGUUAAAUGAGUAUAUUCGAGAAUAUAAGAUUGGUUCUGGUAGCUAUGGCAAAGUGGCUCUUUACAAAAGUAGCGUUGAUGGAAAGCAUUAUGCAAUUAAGUCCUUUCACAAGUCUCACUUACGGAAGCUUCGAGUUGCUCCAUCUGAGACUGCCAUGACUGAUGUUCUACGUGAGGUACUUAUCAUGAAAAUGCUGGAACAUCCUAAUAUAGUUAAUCUCAUCGAGGUGAUUGAUGACCCAGAGUCAGAUGACUUCUACAUGGUACUGGAAUAUGUGGAAGGCAAAUGGGUUUGUGAGGGUUCAGGUCGACAGUGUGCCAUAGGUGAAGAAACCGCUAGGAAAUACAUGCGUGAUAUAGUCUCGGGAUUAACAUAUCUUCAUGCUCAUAAUAUAGUGCACGGGGAUAUAAAACCUGAUAACCUGUUGAUUACUCGCGAUGGGACAGUAAAGAUAGGGGAUUUCAGUGUCAGCCAGGCUUUUGAGACUGGUAACGAUGAACUUCGUCGAUCACCUGGCACUCCUGUUUUCACUGCACCAGAAUGUUGUUUAGGUCUUACUUAUCAUGGUAAAGCUUCAGACACAUGGGCAGUCGGAGUUACUUUGUACUGUAUGAUAUUGGGCGAAUACCCAUUCCUCGGAGACACACUUCAAGAUACAUACGACAGAAUAGUCAAUAAUCCUAUAGAAAUCCCAGAUGACGUAAACCCGCAGUUAAAGAAUUUAAUAGAAGGAUUGCUUUGCAAAGACCCAGAACAAAGGAUGACGUUACCUGAAGUUGCCGAGCAUGUCUGGGUUAUUGGAAAUGAUGGGCCAAUUGGCGAGUACCACUGUUGGUGCAAACGCAAGAGUGUGGUGAGUGUAGACUUUGAGGAGAGCAAUGUGCUUGUUUGAUCGACACUCAUGAAAUUAUUUUAAGUUGGAUUACUCAAUGUACAGUGGCAAAGCCCAUUAAUCUUAUUUCUUUUUGGUAUCCCUCUUUUGACCCUACGUUGGUAUGUUAUGAUAAUUUCUAGAGUCCGGAACGAAUCCUUGGGAUUAAAGAAAUACGAUUCAUGCUUCUUUUUCUCUUUUGUUUGUAUUGUGAAGCAUUUGGGAAUUUGUGUUUAGGGACAUGGAGAAGAUUUUAAUAGUUGAUCUCAGAUAUCCAUGGCUUAGUAGUUACAAAUUAAUUCCCUAAAAUAGAGGGGUCUUGUACUGAGUUUUUUUUCUUUCUCAAGCAUGAACUGAGUUUCAUUUGGUUAAA